Bombus terrestris (buff-tailed bumblebee) is the source of this 5561-nucleotide messenger RNA. Its product is annotated as heat shock 70 kDa protein cognate 4. The record is from RefSeq and is a predicted model, not a curated record. Gene Ontology annotation, cellular component: plasma membrane; nucleus; cytosol. Gene Ontology annotation, biological process: vesicle-mediated transport; protein refolding; cellular response to unfolded protein. NCBI's taxonomy places the organism in Eukaryota, Metazoa, Arthropoda, Insecta, Hymenoptera, Apidae. The transcript is spliced from 7 exons. Gene Ontology annotation, molecular function: ATP hydrolysis activity; misfolded protein binding; ATP-dependent protein folding chaperone. The coding region runs from base 3697 to 5337 and encodes 546 amino acids.
UGAGCCGCCCUGUGUUGCGGAGAACUGCACCAGGAAAAGGGGAACAAUGCUUUUCCCGUUCGAGACCGGGAUCGCUCGUUGAUUGCACCAUCAUUGUGCUGAUUGUGAGAAUAAUUGAUAAAUGGAAUUCUUCUGGGAGAUUGCGCAGAGGAUGCUUCGGUGUUGGAUAAUUUUAGAAAGCUGUCGGUGGUGGAUUAUUUUACUACACACGAAGAAUGUAGAUGAUAAUGAAGGAAUGCGAAAUGAUGAUAACCGCCGAUGAAUCAAAUGCUAUUUUGGUAUGCAGAAACGCUGACUCAUGAAAAAUUAUUAUCUUAAAAGAAUUUUGAAUUGGGAAAUACGUAAUUUUGUAAAUUACGAAAAUGAAAAAGUUAGGGGAAAAAAUUUGCCACGUGAACAUAAACUGCGAACAAAAUUUCGAGCCUUACGUAGUAAAAAUAGAAAUCGCCAACUACUAAAGUUCUUUGGCAAGAAAGUUAAACAAAGAAUAAGAUAGGCGCCGCAAAUAAACAAGGACAAAAAUGAUAAAGCAAUCGUUGGCGUAACGUCGUGCACGUACUAUCGUUUGCUCGAUCGCAACUAUAUCGCGUGUACAGGACAAGAAACGUGCCUGCUAUUUGAUCGUCCGUAAAUCGAGUAAUGCUUUCACGUCGACCUAGUAACGGAACUUUUCGGCGCAAUUGUUUCACCGCGCUCGAUAACAGUGAUGCUUCAAUAUUUACUCCAGAAGCGAAACCAAUUAACGAAUAAGCAAUAAAAAAAAGAAGGAAGGCGAGACGAGAAAGGAGCAGGAGGGAAGCGGGUAAGAGCGGCCAGCUACAUUCAUUGUCAGCGAACAGCAUAAAAAAGAAACAGAGCACGCGGAAUACGAGUCAAUAGAGCGGAAGAUGGAAUUUCCACUUCGCUAUAGAAAAAGUGAAACUAGUUCCCACGCGAGCGACGAUAAAAUAUUAAUGCUAUCGAUUCCACCGUGAAACCCCAAGAAAAAGCCGCUAUAAAAUCAAUUUUUUUUCGAGCUUCACCGCAUAUUGCAUACGUAAGAGAGGACAGCUCGUGGUUUAUCGGUAUUGCGAUAAGAAACAGAGGAUACAGUCUCCACGGUGGUGACACGCUUCACCGGAUUCACAGAAAGUCCCCACGAUUGAUAUACGCGAUAGACAAUCUGCAUGGCUCGAACUUCCCUUUGAUUCAGAUUUCAUUCACUGUUUCUUGCGUGCUGCUUUCGGUUGCAACUUCGGUGGCAGAAACGCAGAAGUUCGCGCGCACUUUUCAUGGUCGAACUACGGUGACGCGAGCAACUGGUUGCAUCGAUGACCACGAGCUUCGACUGUGAGAAAUGACGGAAGUUGGAAUGCUCGUGUAUCCGUUAGCGUGUUUCGUAAGAACGAAUUAGAUGAUAAGGGCUUUCAAGCGUGCGACGGUGGAAUUAAUUCCGCUAGAUGGUAACAGAUACAACAGGAAAAUAUAUCUCUCGAUUAUUUAAAUACCUUGUCAGAUCAUCUCUCUUCUCCGAUCUUUCUGCAUCGAUGAAUUUAAUGAUAUUCUCAAUGAUAGUUAAAGGAAUACUGAGAAAAAAUUGUCUUCCUAAGACAUACAUACGAAGCAAACAUCGUAGACAUUCUAAUCGAUGACAGUGAUGUCGUGCUCUCCUAUGAAUCAUGGCAUGACGGCUAAACGCAUAGCGCAGUAAACCGCAACGUCUGUUUUGAAAGUUAAUCGCUACGAUGCAGCAUUGAAAUUCGUAAUACGUGGCAGGGAGCCACAUCCAUCGCAUACGAAGCUCCGAUAAGUGGUCGACAAAACUACGACCGUCAAAACCGCAUAGAAAACUCCGUAUCUAGAAUGCUAGAUGCUCGCAGAAAUCCACGUUGCGAAUAGCUGUAAGCGAAAGGGAUUGCGCACGAAACCGAAUCGUAGCAAAUAUUUAUAUAGGAACUGCAACCGAGAAGCGCCGCGCAACAUUUACCAUUUUUCUCUUAAAUCCACGUAUAUGCGUCUGUUUUCACGAUACAGUAAGUCCAACAAAUUCACUUUACCAUUUGUACGUAUAAGUGAAUAUUCAUGGAUUUUUACGCGAUGUAAAUAUUCAUAAAUUGGCCCAGCUAGACUGUUUGUCGAGCAAAAUAACGAAACGUCCGAUUAAAAUAAUCGCUACGCUGAAUUAUUUUUCCAGGAAAUUUAAUAUGCAAAGCCUGGAUGAUCGUGUGAUCGGUACGCGGUUGCUGAAACUUGAUUUCAGAGAAGCGGACAGGUUAACGCCGAAGAACGACUUGAUGACGCGUUGGAUUUUAAAUCUAGGCUAGAGUCGAUACCCGUUCGACGAGAACUGCGCGGUAAGAGGACCAGCCACCGGUAAUAUCCGGACUGUUUUCACGUUCUACGCGACAACUUUUAGCGGAGCAAUGUAAUCUCGCCGUGGUACGUGUCAAGUACCGUGCGAUAAGACAUGGAACGUUACGAUAAUUGAAUACACAAUUGUUUCGGCCGAUACCGAAACGCGGCGGAACAUAUCGCGCGUGAAAACAGUGGUGCGCGAUGGUUUCACAGCAGGUAGCCUGGAAAUACGGCCGCUUAAACGCGAAUCGAAUGUUUUUCAAUCGAAAAUCCGUGUUCAUCGAGAUUGAUUCGAAGAAAUUCCAUCAAAGAUGAACUUGUUCUAUUGCAGGCUUGCUCAUCGGAUACACGAUGAGCGUAUUUUCCCUUACAAUUGGCGCAUGUUAUUCGAAAUUCUCGUAAAACUGUGGUCGGAUUGCAGUGGGUUUGCAGUCCAAGAUGCUCUCGUUCUUUUCAGCAACGAAUACUUCUCUGUUUGUGGAAACGCGACGAAGUUUCUAGAUACUUGGCUUACUACAAGCUUUUGAAGGACUCUGUAGUACUGACCCACGGUGGAUUUCACUUUUGAACAAUCGACUUAUUUUUCUUUCCGCUGUUCUUUUUUUUCAAGUUUAUCCAGUGUGCUCGAACGAGAAGAAUGCGAGGCAUUUGCGAAUCUGCGAAUCCAGGAGGGCUUGUUCUAGAAACACUUGCGCGCAACGCGCCGAGAGAAUGGUAAAAGAGGUCGGAACUGUUACGGCAAUUGUGUGUGCGCGUUGUAAAGAUAACGACGCUCUCAUGGCAAUACCUGCACGGUUAUCAUUAAGACCAGCACCGGUUGAAAACGUUACGCGGCCAAGAGACGCGGAGGUUGUUCGUCGGCGACGCCAGGCAUCCUACAUUUUCGUCCGGUUCCAGUUUGCUUACGCAACUUUCGCGGAUGCACAGUAAUGCACAUACACGAUACAAAGGGAAAGAAUCGCUGGGAAAAAGAAGAGGAGCGUCGUGGAACGCGCACCAUUUCUGCCGCGUGGAAUUCGAGGAUCGUAAACAGUUGACAUUCGCUGCGAUUUAUGCGACUAUGAAUGGCUGACAUUUGAAUAUUACGCAGAUUUCUUCGACGAGCGCAGUCACGGCUAUGCUCGCGGCGUGUUACUGUUAUGACCGCCAUUAUAUAGAAUUUAUUCGUUGUACCGUUACACGGAGUGUUCGUUUACAACGGUGGCGUCCAAUUUUCAUCGCGAUGCGACCGACGAUAAUGAGGAAGGCGCCCGUGCCAAAUUCAGACGAACUCGUUUGAGCGUCAAUUUCGUCGUCAAAGAUCCUUCUUAUGCGAAGAGGCUGAUUGGCAGACGUUACGAUGAUCCAUCAGUCCAAGCUGACAUGAAACAGUGGCCGUUCACCGUAGUUAACGACGGAGGAAAACCGAAAAUCCGAGUUCGGUACAAGGGUGAGACGAAGUCCUUCUUUCCCGAAGAGAUCUCGUCGAUGGUUUUGACGAAAAUGAAGGAAACGGCGGAAGCUUAUUUAGGAAAGUCCGUCACGAACGCCGUGAUUACGGUACCAGCGUACUUCAACGAUUCCCAGCGACAGGCUACCAAGGACGCCGGUACUAUCUCCGGCUUGAAUGUCCUGAGGAUCAUUAACGAGCCGACUGCCGCAGCUAUUGCUUACGGCCUCGACAAAAAGGGCCGCGGUGAAAGGAACGUUCUGAUCUUCGAUCUCGGCGGCGGUACUUUCGACGUAUCGAUACUGACUAUCAACGACGGCAUAUUCGAAGUGAAGGCCACUGCCGGUGACACCCACCUGGGUGGCGAGGACUUCGACAGUCGCAUGGUGACACACUUCACACAAGAGUUCUCAAGAAAGUUUAAGAAGGAUCUGGCGACGAACAAACGAGCUGUUCGUCGGUUGAGAACAGCGUGCGAACGCGCCAAGAGAACCUUGUCCUCAUCGACGCAAGCCAACAUCGAAAUCGAUUCCCUGCUCGAUGGCAUCGACUUUUACACGUCCAUCACGCGCGCUCGCUUCGAAGAGCUCAACCAAGAUCUCUUCAAGUGUACGUUACAGCCAGUUGAGGAAGCUCUGCGCGACGCCAAGAUGGACAAAUCUCAGAUUCACGACAUCGUGCUCGUCGGUGGCUCGACUAGAAUUCCACGAAUCCAGAGGUUCCUUCAGGACUUUUUUAAUGGAAAGGACCUUAACAAAUCGAUAAAUGCGGACGAGGCUGUGGCGUACGGGGCGGCAGUGCAGGCGGCCAUAUUGCAGGGUGACAAGUCCGAAGCCGUACAGGAUCUGCUGCUCCUGGACGUGACUCCGUUGUCCCUCGGGAUAGAGACCGCCGGUGGCGUGAUGACCGCUCUCAUCAAACGCAACACCACGAUCCCGACCAAGCAGACGCAAACUUUCACUACCUACUCGGACAAUCAACCGAGCGUCCUGAUCCAGGUUUACGAGGGGGAGAGAGCAAUGACCAAGGACAACAACCUCCUGGGAAAAUUCGAGCUUUCUGGGAUUCCGCCGGCGCAUCGAGGCAUACCGCAAAUCGAAGUGACCUUCGACAUCGACGCGAACGGUAUCUUGAACGUGUCUGCCGUGGAGAAAUCAACGAACAAGGAGAACAAGAUAACGAUAACCAACGACAAGGGACGACUCAGCAAGGAGGACAUAGAACGAAUGGUGAACGAAGCGGAAAGAUACCACGCGGAAGACCAAUCGCAGAAGGAGAGAAUCGCGGCGAAGAACAACCUCGAGUCGUAUUGCUUUAACGUAAAGAAUUCCAUCGAGGAUGAGAAUAUCAAGGCGAAGAUUGCGGAAGGAGACCGGAAACUCAUAGCUAACAAGUGCAAUGAAAUCAUCAAGUGGCUCGAUAUCAAUACUUCCGCCACUAAGGAGCAGUUCGAGAAUAAAUUAAAAGAUGCUGAAAAAGUUUGUAAACCGAUUUUUACCAAAUUUUACAACAGCACAGGAUACGGGCAAAAUUAUAGCUCUUCGGCCAAUCCAACGAUAGAGGAAAUAGACUGACUGGAUAUUUACCCUCGGUAGGUUAUACCGCGUGCCGCCGGUGCUUUGAUAAAACUUUUCACGCGAUAUUUAAAAUUCGUUGUUCAUAUUUUUCGCACGACUCUAUAUUAAACGAGCUUAAUUCCGAACGAUCAAAAUAUUUGUGAACCCAAGACAAUUGAACGCUUGUAAGCAAUUAAAACAGUUCACAAGGUUGAAUCAUAAAAUAAACGGCUCCACGUUAA